Molecule: messenger RNA, 2058 nt
Organism: Nematocida parisii ERTm1
Lineage: Eukaryota; Fungi; Microsporidia
Exons: 1
Coding region: 1-2058 (685 amino acids)
Source: RefSeq, a predicted model, not a curated record
AUGAGUAUAAAGAGAAUCAUGCAGAGCAGAACAAAAUAUUCUAUUGCGGUUAUAUGCUGUUUAGUAGGCAGUGCUUGCCUAGGGAUAGUCAGUGCAUCGUAUGUAGAUACAAACCACAAUGAAAGAGAAAGGAGACAAGGAUCAGACUUUAGCUAUAUUAUGAACGAGUUGGAAAAUAACUCAGAUAUAGCUGAUAAUAUUGUGAAAUCCUUUAUGGAGAUGCAUAAAGAGUUAAAAAAUAGAAACGAGCUAACAGGCCAGCUAUCACGGCAGCUGAAUGCUGAAGGUGCAACAACAAUAAAUUCAAAAUAUCCACAGCCUGAAAUAAGGCCCAGUCAAAGCACUUCUACAGUGGAGUCAGAGGAUGAAAAAAUAAUCAAAAACUCAUUGGCACUUCUCGCAGGAAACUUCCUAAGAGUAGAUAACUGCCGAGUGUGCUGUACAUGUAUACAAAUAUCAUCAGGCAUGAUUGGUGGAAUUAAAUCUAGCUCUCGGUGCUGUAAGCAGUUUAUAGAUGAAAUUGAAAGAAUUCUUAAUGAGCACUGCACACCAGCAAUAAAUGGAGAAAAUGCAAAUACACCCGAUGGAAUUAUAAACAGGCUAUUUAACAAGAAUAAUAUAGGUGGGUUUGUAGUGUCUGAUAUAGUCAAGAGAAUUGUUGACAUUCCAGCUACCCGCACAAUGCUUAAAACUUACCUUAUUGUCUUACUGGACUCAAUCCUAAUGGAUAUGUGCAACAGGUAUGACUGUGAUAUGUGCCGAGCCCUCUAUCAGGGAAAUGGAUUUAUGAUUUACCGAGUUGUCAGAGCAGUGAGUCAGCACACACAAGAGAGAGAAAGCCUUUCUCUUAAUGGCGGGAUGUCCAUGCUUAUGAGAAACUUAGGGUCUCUUGAGGAAGUGCACCAACUUCUUCUGGCUCUUAACAGCGUAUUUACGUUAGUAAAUCUAAACACAAGUGCCUUCAAUAUUUUCAAUAAUAAUGCAUUCAUAGUUAGAAAUAAAACAUUAAAUGAGACUAUAAAGCCUGCAGAAGUGCUCUCUAAAGUUCUUCAGAAUGUGCUGGGUCUUUCUGUUGUUCUAAAUAUUGCAAAUGGAAUAGGCGUUUACUGCUUUAUGCAGCAGAACGGUGGUUUAAUCCCAAUUCCAAAUAUCUAUAAUAUGAGCACUAUGGUAUAUGAUGCAGUUAAAACCGCUGGUGUAAAUACAACUAAUAUUAUACAAUAUAUAAGAGAAUACACUGGGGGCAACUCAGAAGUAGAGCAAGGGGUUCUCCAUACAUUACAAAGUAGUGGGGUUUGGCUUGACAGUACAAUAAACGCACAGGCAAAUCUUGAGUUAACACACCAAAUCCCUAUUACGAUUAAAAUUAAAUCAGAUCCUAGCAGUCUUGUAAACAGCCCGAAAUCAUUCUCUACUGUUCAGACAGCAUGUAAACAGAGCGGAAAUGCACAGGGUGCAUAUGCGCCUGUACAAUACAGCAUACAAUCCCGCUCCAACCCAAAUCCCGGGGUUUAUUCUAGCUGCAAUAAUACAGAUUCAUACUCUGCCUUCUGCCAAAAGAAAACCAAGCUUUCUGGAAUGGCAGACCACCUUGCAAAAGCUUUAAACAACUGCGGCACACAGCAAGAGUUACAGAUGCCCUCUAAACCAAAGGGAAUUCUCAAAAAUGGACAGAACACAAGAAGAGUACACUUCCAAGAGCCCCCAUGCAAAAGUUCAGAACAAAGCAUCAACUAUUUAUUCACACAAAAUGGACAUCAGGUGCCAAUAAAUAAUAACCACUUAGUUAUGUCAGCAUUUGCUCCAUAUCAUCAAUUAGAAGGUGGAAGGCAACCCCCGCGGCCUGCAGUUCAUAGUGGUGUAACAGUGCCUGUUGUAGAUAGCAGAGCGCAUGUAGCAAGAUCUAUUCCUACUAGCGCUCCUCAAGGCAGUGCUAAUAAGCAAGGGUUUCGGCCAAUCAACAAACAGCCAGUAACAGGAGGGCGCUCUAAACUACACGCACCAACACCAUUAUAUCCUGUCCAAAAUUCUGGUUCUAACACCUAUGGGUACCACUAA